Molecule: messenger RNA, 1233 nt
Organism: Striga hermonthica
Lineage: Eukaryota; Viridiplantae; Streptophyta; Magnoliopsida; Lamiales; Orobanchaceae
Source: the annotation of a GenBank genome assembly
AUGGCUACCGCCACAGCCACCGCUACGGCCACAACUACGGCAUCCCACCGCCUCCUCUUCUCCACCUCCCGACCCAUCUCGCGCCCGAGCCGCCUCAGCCCGUCCGCCGUCUCCGGAGCCGCCGGGAAGAGGCGCCCCGCCUCGGCGGCCGGAAACGUCCGCGUCCGGUGCAUGGCGGUGGCGGAGGGGGAGAAGACAAAGAAGAGGAGCGGGUACGAAAUCCAGACGCUGACCAACUGGCUGCUGAAGCAGGAGCAAUCGGGCGCCAUCGACGCCGAGCUUACCAUAGUCAUCUCGAGCAUCUCCAUGGCCUGCAAGCAGAUAGCCUCUCUCGUUCAGAGGGCCGGGAUUUCUAACCUCACCGGAGUUCAGGGCGCGGUAAAUGUGCAGGGAGAGGAUCAGAAGAAGCUCGACGUCGUGUCCAACGAGGUUUUCUCAAACUGCCUGAAAUCGAGCGGGAGGACAGGGAUCAUAGCCUCGGAGGAGGAGGAUGUUCCGGUGGCUGUGGAGGAGAGUUAUUCCGGAAACUACAUUGUCGUGUUCGAUCCUCUCGAUGGAUCGUCCAAUAUAGAUGCUGCUGUCUCAACUGGCUCGAUAUUCGGGAUAUACAGUCCGAACGAUGAGUGCCUUGCUGACGUUGGGGAUGAUGAAACGCUCGGCACCACGGAACAAAGGUGCGUCGUGAACGUUUGCCAGCCUGGCGACAACUUGCUUGCUGCAGGGUACUGCAUGUACUCAAGCUCCGUAAUAUUCGUGAUCACGCUCGGUAAAGGUGUGUAUGCCUUCACACUCGACCCAAUGUUCGGCGAAUUUGUCCUCACACAAGAGAAAAUCCAAAUACCCAAAUCGGGAAAGAUUUACGCUUUCAACGAGGGAAACUAUCAGCUGUGGGACGACAAGCUAAAGAAGUACAUAGAUGACCUCAAGGACCCGGGCCCCACCGGGAAGCCUUAUUCAGCCCGCUACAUCGGCAGUUUGGUCGGAGAUUUUCACCGGACUUUAUUGUACGGAGGAAUUUACGGUUACCCGAGAGACAAAAAGAGCAAGAAUGGUAAAUUGAGGCUCUUGUACGAGUGUGCGCCUAUGAGCUUUAUUGUGGAGCAAGCGGGCGGGAAAGGGUCGGAUGGGUAUCAAAGGAUUCUCGAUAUUCAGCCAACGGAGAUACAUCAACGGGUACCGUUGUACAUUGGGAGCAUGGAGGAGGUGGAGAAGUUGGAGAAAUACUUAGCUUGA